Molecule: messenger RNA, 3853 nt
Organism: Centrocercus urophasianus (Greater sage-grouse)
Lineage: Eukaryota; Metazoa; Chordata; Aves; Galliformes; Phasianidae
Gene: POLR3B
Product: RNA polymerase III subunit B
Exons: 28
Coding region: 9-3407 (1132 amino acids)
Biological process (GO): DNA-templated transcription
Cellular component (GO): RNA polymerase III complex
Molecular function (GO): DNA binding; DNA-directed RNA polymerase activity; ribonucleoside binding
Source: RefSeq, a predicted model, not a curated record
CGGCUGAGAUGGAGGCGCUGGCGGCGGAGUUGGGCGCCGUGACGGCGGAGCGGGCGGCGGCCCCUGUGAGCGCAGUGGAGGAGAAAUGGAGGCUCCUACCCGCGUUCCUCAAGGUGAAAGGACUUGUGAAGCAGCACAUAGACUCAUUCAACUAUUUUAUCAACGUGGAGAUAAAGAAAAUCAUGAAAGCCAAUGAAAAAGUGACAAGUGAUGCUGAUCCAAUGUGGUACUUGAAAUACCUCAACAUCUAUGUGGGUACUCCAGAUGUGGAAGAAAGUUUCAAUGUGACACGACCUGUAUCGCCUCACGAGUGCCGCCUGAGAGACAUGACUUACUCUGCCCCGAUUACAGUGGACAUUGAAUAUACCCGAGGUAGCCAGAGGAUCAUCCGUAAUGCAUUACCCAUUGGCAGAAUGCCUAUCAUGCUGCGUAGCUCCAAUUGUGUUCUUACUGGAAAAACUCCAGCAGAAUUUGCAAAACUCAACGAAUGUCCUUUAGACCCAGGUGGCUAUUUCAUCGUUAAAGGUGUAGAGAAAGUCAUCCUUAUCCAAGAGCAGUUAUCCAAAAACAGAAUAAUUGUGGAAGCUGAUAGAAAAGGCACAGUGGGUGCUUCUGUUACCAGUUCCACUCAUGAGAAGAAGAGCAGAACAAACUUGGUUGUGAAACAAGGAAGAUUUUACCUGAGGCAUAACACUCUGUCUGAAGAUAUUCCUAUUGCUAUCAUCUUUAAGGCCAUGGGUGUUGAAAGUGACCAAGAGAUUGUACAGAUGAUUGGCACAGAGGAACACGUGAUGGCUGCAUUUGCUCCUAGUCUGGAAGAGUGCCAAAAAGCUCAAAUUUUUACACAGAUGCAGGCAUUGAAGUACAUUGGAAACAAAGUACGAAGGCAAAGGAUGUGGGGAGGCCCAAAGAAAACGAAGAUGGAAGAAGCACGAGAACUGCUAGCAUCAACUAUUCUGACCCAUGUUCUUGUGAAGGAGUUCAAUUUCCGUGCCAAAUGCAUUUACACAGCAGUAAUGGUGCGCAGAGUAAUUCUGGCUCAAGGAGAAAAUAAAGUAGAUGACAGAGACUACUAUGGAAAUAAACGCUUGGAGUUGGCAGGGCAGCUUCUUUCUCUUCUGUUUGAAGAUUUGUUCAAAAAAUUUAACUCUGAGCUGAAAAAGAUUGCUGACCAGGUAAUCCCCAAGCAACGUGCAGCUCAGUUUGAUGUAGUGAAGCACAUGCGUCAGGACCAAAUCACCAAUGGCAUGGUCAAUGCCAUUUCCACAGGAAAUUGGUCUCUGAAGAGAUUCAAAAUGGACCGCCAAGGUGUGACUCAAGUAUUGUCCCGCUUGUCUUACAUAUCUGCUCUGGGAAUGAUGACUAGAAUCUCUUCUCAGUUUGAAAAGACAAGGAAAGUGAGUGGUCCUCGAUCAUUGCAGCCAUCUCAGUGGGGGAUGCUCUGCCCAUCGGACACUCCUGAAGGAGAGGCUUGUGGUUUGGUUAAAAACCUUGCUCUGAUGACUCACAUUACUACAGAUAUGGAAGAUGGCCCAAUCAUUAAACUAGCCAGUAAUCUUGGAGUCGAAGAUGUGAAUUUGCUCUGUGGUGAAGAACUUUCAUAUCCUAAUGUGUUCCUUGUUUUCCUGAAUGGUAACAUCCUUGGUGUCAUACGUGAUCAUCAAAAGCUAGUCAACACGUUUCGGAUAAUGCGACGAGCUGGUUAUAUCAAUGAAUUUGUUUCCAUCUCUACAAAUCUUUCUGACAGAUGUGUCUACAUUUCCUCUGAUGGAGGGAGAUUGUGCAGACCCUAUAUAAUUGUAAAGAAGCAAAAACCUGCAGUAACAAACAAGCAUAUGGAAGAACUGGCUCAGGGUUACAGGAAUUUUGAAGAUUUCUUGCAUGAAGGCCUUGUUGAAUAUUUGGAUGUGAAUGAAGAAAAUGACUGCAACAUUGCACUGUAUGAGCAUACAAUUAAUAAGGAUACAACACAUUUGGAGAUUGAGCCUUUCACACUGCUUGGUGUCUGUGCCGGUCUGAUUCCAUAUCCUCACCACAACCAGUCGCCACGAAACACUUACCAGUGUGCCAUGGGGAAACAAGCAAUGGGUACUAUUGGAUAUAAUCAAAGAAACAGAAUAGAUACUCUUAUGUAUCUUCUUGCCUAUCCUCAAAAGCCAAUGGUAAAAACAAAAACAAUUGAACUGAUAGAUUUUGAGAAACUGCCUGCUGGACAGAAUGCCACAGUUGCUGUCAUGAGCUACAGUGGUUACGAUAUUGAAGAUGCUCUUGUCCUAAACAAAGCAUCUUUGGACAGAGGUUUUGGAAGGUGUCUUGUGUACAAGAAUGCCAAGUGUACACUGAAGCGUUACACAAAUCAGACGUUUGACAAAGUGAUGGGUCCGAUGUUGGAUGCAGCUACUCGCAAACCAAUCUGGCGCCAUGAAAUCUUAGAUGCUGAUGGGAUCUGCUCUCCUGGUGAAAAAGUAGAAAAUAAACAAGUCCUUGUGAACAAAUCAAUGCCAACAGUGACCCAGACACCUCUGGAAGGAAGCAGUGUGCCACAGCAACCACAGUACAAAGACGUGCCAGUAACCUAUAAAGGUGCUACUGAUUCUUAUAUUGAAAAAGUAAUGAUUUCAUCAAAUGCAGAGGAUGCUUUCUUGAUCAAAAUGUUGUUGAGGCAAACGAGGCGCCCAGAAAUUGGAGAUAAAUUUAGCAGUCGUCAUGGACAGAAAGGGGUGUGUGGACUGAUUGUUCCUCAGGAGGACAUGCCAUUUUGUGAUACAGGGAUUUGUCCAGAUAUCAUAAUGAACCCUCAUGGCUUCCCAUCGCGUAUGACGGUAGGAAAGUUAAUUGAACUCCUGGCUGGGAAGGCUGGGGUCCUAGAUGGCAGAUUUCACUACGGAACAGCUUUUGGAGGCAGUAAAGUGAAGGAUGUGUGUGAAGAUCUCAUUCGCCAUGGUUAUAACUACCUAGGGAAGGACUAUGUAACAUCUGGUAUCACUGGGGAGCCUCUGGAAGCAUACAUCUAUUUUGGCCCUGUGUAUUACCAGAAACUGAAGCACAUGGUGUUGGAUAAAAUGCAUGCAAGAGCUCGAGGACCCAGAGCAGUGCUUACCAGGCAACCCACUGAAGGUCGAUCCCGUGAUGGUGGUUUACGUCUUGGAGAGAUGGAACGGGAUUGCCUGAUAGGUUAUGGAGCCAGCAUGCUGUUAUUGGAGAGACUGAUGAUUUCAAGUGAUGCCUUUGAAGUGGAUGUUUGUGGGCAGUGUGGCUUGCUGGGAUACUCUGGCUGGUGCCAUUACUGCAAAUCAUCAUGUCACGUGUCUUCUCUGCGGAUCCCUUAUGCCUGUAAACUCUUAUUCCAAGAACUGCAGUCGAUGAACAUCAUACCUAGACUAAAACUAGCUAAGUACAACGAGUGAACAAGAAAAAGAAGAGAAAAAGUACUUUGUAUAAAUUGAAAUCCAGCGUAUCUAACUGAAAGAUUUUUUGGUGCACAGUAGUAACUCUACAACCUAAGUGGGCAGAAGGAGGUGCAGAGCAGUUGUAGGAAAUCUUUCGUGUGUAUUCUACCUGUUUUAAGUUCACAGAAGACACUUCAUCAGUAACAUUCACUAGUAGUUCUGAAAGCAUUGAUGUGUCCUAGUGAACAAGGCACGAGGGAAUGGUGGAAUGAAGUCAUGAUCCAGCAAGGCACAUGUAUCCUUUUCAAGGAUGUAGGACCCCAUACUUUGUUUUGAAAAAUGUUUUGCUGGACUAAGGCAUGAGCUGCCCUCAGGGCACAUCCUAUUCAGAGAGGUUAAAAAGACGUUUUACAGACUAGUGGAAUAUGAAAGGCUAAUAAAUGUUUUAAAUAAUUGUGCCCGAA